Wasmannia auropunctata (little fire ant) is the source of this 7404-nucleotide messenger RNA. RefSeq lists its product as uncharacterized. Bases 122 to 6673 code for a protein of 2183 amino acids. The transcript is spliced from 10 exons. Lineage: Eukaryota; Metazoa; Arthropoda; Insecta; Hymenoptera; Formicidae. The record is from RefSeq and is a predicted model, not a curated record.
GCUGCAUUGGUCCUCUUCGCGUUAAGACGGGCCACGGAUCAUCUGUGAUUACCUCUCUGCCGGAGUCCUUUCCCGCAGACAACGAACGAGAGCAUCGCGAGCAAUAAGAAACAGUCGAAAUAUGGCAGCACCACAGGCGUCAUCGCGUCUCGAAAUGCUGCAGGCCCGCUUCCAGCAGAAGCAGCUGCAGGAGAAGGAGCAGAAGUUGCUGCAGCUGUACGAUCAGCAGCAGCAGAGGGCCUAUCAGGUGGUGCAGCGCGGUAGCGCCGGUUCCAACUCCGGCUCGACUCACGGUAGCACCGCGGUCAGGACCGCGGCGUCGACGACCACGGCGACGACGGCGACCCAUACGACCUCGACCUCGCAAGGCGGCAAGGUGAGGCAAAUGUUCGACGAGAGACGGCAGACUACCGUGAAGGGAAUCGACAGGAGCUACCCGCUGGAACCGCUCGAGAACAAGAUGCGGAAGCAAGCGAAUACGAACGGCGGCGUGGCGAUGAACCAGAGGAACGGCAACGUGACGGUGAACCGACAGUCCGUGAAACGCGUGACGCGCGCGGACGUCAACAGCAACGUUAACGGCGGCAAGCCCGUCGUUUCUUACCACGAGGAGGUCAUUCGCGACUCGUUCGGUCCGUCCGUCGUACGUCGUUACGACGACGAGGACGAGUACGGCGUCGAGAAUCGCGUCGCCACGUUCGCCAACGGGCAUUAUCGUCACGAGGCUGACAAUGAGCAAGAAGAAGCGUUGGACCAGGAGAUGAUGGAGAGAAACCGUAUGAUGGCGAAAAUCCAUCUGAUGGGAUUCGACGAGACUCUGAAGCAUCGCGUGAGAAACGAUUUGGAGAGCGAGGAGUUUCCGGAAUACCUCAUGGCGGAUGUGCCCGACAAACUCUCGAAGAGGAACGUCACGAAGAAAUUGUCACAGGCGGAGGAGCGACUCGAGCGAUUCAAGAACGCGAACGCGAAGAGAGGCAACAUGCCGAAACAGUCGACCUCAUCUAACGCGAUGAUAAGGAACAAGCGGUCGGAGCAAGUGAUUCCAGCAAAAUCGAAUUCCAGACUGUGGAGCGAGAUCGCCGGAACUUCCCCGACCAGCGCGAGAAGCGGUAGUAGCCGGGCCUCCGUGCGCAGUCAAAGGAGUCUCGAAAAUGCGAAAAGUCCUUUGCCGGCUGGAACUCGCGUAGUUGACGAAAUGAGACGAAGGGAAAGUUCGGACACCGAGACGCUCGGCCGCACGAGUCCGCGUAGCUUCUCGACGAGAGCGACUACAAAGGCCGAGGUCACCUCGGGAAUUUAUCCCAGGAGGAAUGAGUUUAAGUCAUUGACGUCCGACGGAAAGAUAUUUGUAAGACGUAGCGCGAGUCCGCAGUACUUCUGCAGAGAAUCCGAGAGAUCUGGCACGACUAUGAGCAUCGAUCGAAGGUCCGCUUCGCCCGAAUCGCCGUUAUUUCAUCAAGAAACGUUAAUGAAACGGAGCGGCAGUCCGCGAUUUUUCUCUAGUGACUCUCGCAAACCGAGUGAAUCUGAAAAAUCACCGAUAUGGGGUAACGGAGAAAUUUCGUCGAGGCAAAGCGCGAGUCCGCAAUAUUUCCGUCGCGGAUCCGAACGAUCCGACACAGCUAUGAGUACCGAUCGAGAAACGGUACUCGGAUCUAAAGCCGAAUGGCGCAAGGGAAUAUCUAAAUCGCCACUGCACGAAGACAACAUGUUAGAAAGACGAAGCACCAGUCCGCAAUUCUUUUGCAAAGAAUCCGAACGAUCCGCCACGACUAUGAGCAUCGAUCGUGCAACCAACGAAUCUAAAUCGCCGUCGUACGAGUAUCGUGAAAUGGUAAGGAAGCGAAACGCAACUCCGCGAUUCUUUUUCAACGAGUCCGAACAAUCUCGCAGAACGAGUGAAUCUAAAUCGUCGACAUGGGACAAAGGAACUUCGUCAAGACAAAGCACGAGUUCACGAAAUUUAAAAAAGCGAAGCACCAGUCCGCAAUUCUUUUGCAAAGAAUCCGAACGAUCCGCUACGACUAUGAGCAUCGAUCGUGCAACCAGCGAAUCUAAAUCGCCGUCGUACGAUCGUGAAAUAGUAAGGAAGCGAAACGCAACUCCGCGAUUCUUUUUCAACGAGUCCGAACAAUCUCGCAGAACGAGUGAGUCUAAAUCAUCGACAUGGGACAGAGGAACUUCGUCAAGACAAAGCACGAGUUCACGAAAUUUAAAAAAGCGAAGCACCAGUCCGCAAUUCUUUUGCAAAGAAUCCGAACGAUCCGCCACGACUAUGAGCAUCGAUCGUGCAACUAGCGAAUCUAAAUCGCCGUCGUACGAUCGUGAAAUAGUAAGGAAGCGAAACGCAACUCCGCGAUUCUUUUUCAAUGAGUCCGAACAAUCUCGCAGAACGAGCGAAUCUAAAUCAUCGACAUGGAGUGACAAAAGAAUUUCGCCAAGCACGAGUCCGCAAUAUUUUCGUAAAUCCAAACAAUCCGACGCAGCUAUGAGUGCCGAUCGAAAAAUUGUCGGAUUCAAAUUGUCCGAGUGGAGCAAAGGAAUGUUAACAAAGCGAGACGAUACGACUGAUGAUUUCAAACGGAAAAAAGUUCAAACAAAUACGAAUCUUCUCGGUCGACUAUUUUCUCCAUCUACAUCGCCACUUUAUAAAGAGAAAAUAUUAAAAAGACGAAGUACCAGUCCGCAAUUCUUCUGCAAAGAAUCCGAGCGAUCCGCCACGACUAUGAACAUCGAUCGAAAGUCCGAUUCAUCUGGGUCACCGUUAUUUCAUCGAGAAACGUUAACGAAACACAGUAAAAAUCGGCCAUUUUUCCUCAAUCAAUCUCGCAGAAUGAGCGAGUCUAAAUCGCCGGUAUCGGAUGGCAGAGGAAUUUCGUCAAAACCAAGCACGAGUCCGCAAUAUCUCCGUCGUGAAUCCAAACGAUCCGAUACGGCUAUGAGUACCGAUCGAGAAACUAUCGGCUCCAAAUCGUCCGAGUGGAGCAAGCGAAGCGCAAGUCCGCGAUUCUUCUGCAGAGAAUCCGAACGAUCUGGCACAACUAUGAACAUUGAUCGCAAAGUUGGUGAACCUAGAUCGUCGUCGUAUGAUCGAAAAAUAUCGACGAAGCGAAGCGCAACUCCACGGAUGUUAAAAGGAAGAACCGAGCAACGAUCUUCAAUUACAAGCAUCGAUCGGAAAUAUGGUGGAUUUAAAUCACCUGGAAUUACGCGCGACAAGCGCACCACGAGCCCGCAAUUUUUCUGCAAAGAAUCCGAAAGAUCUGCUACAACGAUGCUGAUCGAACCGAGACCGAGAUCAACGGACUCCACCAAAAGUAUAUUAAAGCAGCGCAGUUAUGACUCAGAUACUUCCUACAGGCGACCUGUGAAAUCUCCGAUUGACAAAAAGGUCAGUUCUACGAAAGGUAGGCACACUCCGAGUCCUUCGGUCACUGGACACGAAGUGAAAGACGCUUCGAAGAAACGCGAAGUCCCUGGCAAUGUUACAGAAGCUCGCAGAUCGUCGAGAAUCUCGGAGACCUCCUCGGCCAGCUCGCUCGUAAACCUCAAGUACGGCCUGGAAUUCGAUAACAUUUUCCAAUCAUCAGGUCUCGUUCGUAAGUUUAUGAAGUCCCAAAAUGGAAAACAACAGCGUGCGACACGUCACUCGCCUUCGAAACGCAACGUCAAGAACAGAAAUGCUCGAAUCUCCCCGAGAGGUAAUAAUCAAUCGAAGGGUCGACGUGGUACUUCGUCGCAUGUCCAAACAGCGAGAUCACCGUCGUCCAUCGAAGGCUGCAGGAGGAGAGCCACGCCGGAGUUCUCUCGCAAAAGUAUCACUCCGACAGAAGUUGACAUGGACAUUCAAGAGAUUACUAUGACGGAUCAUCGUAUCGAGCGCGACAAACUGCAGCAAAAAGCGCCGAGUCCAAUAUCGAAGCGACAAUUUGAUGGAGCGUACGCGCAAUCGUCCAUCAGCGUGGGAGCGAAAUUCAAAACUUCGACCGUUCGCGGGACGCACGGACAGAGAGAGCCCGUUUUGGAGACGAGCGUUUUCCAAUCAAAGGAAGGCGAAGCGCGACGGCGCGCGAGUUCUCGAUCAUCGAAUCGUUCCGCGGCAAGUGCGGCUGACAGUCCGCGAGCAAAGUCUCCCGAUUUUUCCAGAGUGAAAAAAUAUCCCGGCACGGUCCCGCCGAUUCUAUACGACUUCGCGGAGAGGACCAAAGGAGCACGCACGAAACUCGAUCGAUCGCAAACCUCGAGAUCUGCAGACGACGAAUAUAAUCGGGGGCGAGGAGGAGGAGGCGAGGGUGAAAGUGUAGCGGUGGAUGAAGUUGACGCCGGGAUCGGCGUGAGGUAUCAUCAAACGGUAGCCAAAACCGCUUUGAAUAAAGAGAACAAGGGCCAUUGCGAAGUUAUUCGCCCAAAGUCCUCUGAUCGGAUCGCAAGCAGAAGGGUCUUCCCGCGCGAAACGACGCGGAAGCCGACAAAGUCGAGCACUUCAAAGAAAAUAAUUUCCCCGACGAGAGACUGCGGCAGGCGACACGACGUGAAGUCUAGGGUUUCACCACGAGUCUCACCAUUACGGAAAACAGCAGAGAUUGCUCGCAGUAGCGCCUGCACCCCGAAAAUUUUCUCGUCCCGGAGUAUCGAGUCGAGGGCGGAUCAAAGCGCCGCGUCCAAAUUUUCGUCGCGCACCGUCGAGGAUCGCAGAAGCGAGAGUGUGCUGGUCGCGAAAAAAUUGGCGAAAUCGCUCGACGAAAUGAGCGUAAAACGUAACACCGAAGAGCCGGGGAAUAUCGUGAGAGAACUUUCCCUAGUUCGUCGCGAGGGCGAGAAAGAUCUCGCAAGAAUGGACUCCGUGGAGUCGGCGUUGAAACGUUUCGAUUCCAUAGGCGCGGAAUUCGAACGUGCAAGCCCGACGAGCUUGCGGGAGUCUUCCGAGAUAUCCCUGCAAACGAUGGAUAUCCAAAAAGAAGCCCCUACUAAAGAAUCGAUCGCCUCGGAAGGAACAACCGUCCCUUCUCGCGAGGCAACGGGUCGUACGAUUUUGAGAACGACGCUAAAAUCUCCAGUCGGCAAAGAUGUGAAAGCCGGAAACGCCGCGUGCAAAAGUGAUUUGGGGAUUCUCCAAAAGGAGACUCGUUUCUCUAAGAGAGGCGGGGACGCCUGCACCGAGAGCGAGCGAGGACCAGCGAAAAUUCGAUCACCGACGUGCAAGCGGCGAUUGUUUGAAUCCGAUUCGGAGUCCCGAGAAGGGCGACCAAAAUCGAGUCGCGCAAAAGUGCGAAAGGGUGAGAAUUGUUCCAUCGUAAAUCUGAGACUUCGUAAAGACGAGGCGGUCUCGAAUCGCGACGAUACGAGAAAAUCGACGACACCGGAAGAAAUGAUUACGUUUUCGGUGAAACCCUUGCGGUCCAUCGAGGAUAUACGAAAAUUGAUCGACAACGAACGUAGCAAAUUAGUCGCUACGAAAGAGUCGAGGUCGGCGAUUGCAAAUCGGCGUGCGGCCUCGCGAGAGCGUGCCGACGCGAAGAGAUCGAGUCCCGUGACCGAUGCAGCGAGAAACGUACUUCUCGGGGCCGAUCCCGCGAGAUUGACUUAUAAAAUUGAGUCCUGUGUAUCCAGGAUCACGAAGAGCCCGAGUCCCGAUUCGGCUGCGACCAAGCAGCGCGAAACGAACGCGCGAACGACAAGAGGAAGCGCUCCUUCGUCCCCCUCGAAAAGUCCUGAUGUUGCCCCUAGGCGCACAGCUACGGAAUCGAGGAAUCAAGAAGCGAAGCCCUCGAGAAGAUCGACGAAAGGCGCGGAUUCGACCGGAAGUAGAACGGUAACCGGAGCAAUCGACACAGCCGACGGCUUUGUUCUCCAAAACGAUUCGCCGAACGAAUCUACAAGGAAAUCCGACGCCUUCGUGGUCGACUACGACGAUCGACCAUCGAAAGAAGACGACGCGAUGCCGUCGAAAAAAUCAUCGAUGAGGAAGCCUUUUAACGAUAAGCAACAGACAGCUUCCAGUGCGUCAGGCCGGCCGACCUCGUCGUCGAAUUCCAGUGUUAACUUAAUUCAAGAUUCCAGCGCGAAAAGUAAAAUGGCGGAAAGUGAAAGAGGAAAAGGAAUAGGAAAAGGAGUAGGUAAAAGUAGAGGUAAAAAUACGGAAAAGCCUUCUUCCGGUACUAGUAAGCUUGCAAACGCGUCAAGUUUCAACGAAGAUGCAACUAACGACACGAAGGGUCUGACAAAGUGUAAAACGUGCGGACGUAGCUUCGCGCAGAAUCGAAUCGAUCUCCACGAACAGAUCUGUAUGAAAACGACGACCAAGAAGAGGAAGCAGUUCGACCCGGUGAUGUGCCGAGUCAAAGGAACCGAACUCGAGCCUUUCGUUAGGAAAAGUUUCACUAAUAAUAAGCGAGAGACGAAAACGAAGAAGCCGGAGAUCAAGCCGGACUGGCGGCGCAAGCACGAGGAAUUCAUCAACGCGAUCCGCUACGCGAGGGAUACGCAGGCACGAUUGGCCGCGGGCGAAAAUCUGAACGAUCUGCCGCCGCCGCCGCCCAGCGACACCAGCGAUUACGUCCCGUGCGAGCACUGCGGCAGGAAGUUCAGUCGGUCCGCCGCCGAGCGGCACAUUCCGAUUUGCAAGCGUAUGCACGACAAGAAGCAGACGCCAGCGCCGAGAGCGAGACGCUAGGAAGGAGGUCGCGAUCCCGACGCCUAUCAGGCUUCCCCGAAUUCUGCGAAGAAAAGAAAAUCUUGUACUUCCCCCCCCCCCUCCUCACCCCAUAAAUUAGCGUCUACUUUUUUUUUAAACGCACUCUUCCCCUCUUUCCCGCCGAUUCACAAGCGUAACACUCCCUUCCUCGAAUGGUACGCGAGACGCGACCUCACUCCAUCUCGAAACUUUCGCCUGCUCCCCGUCUAACGUCGAAACAUGGGUCAAAAGAUUUGAUAUAGGUUGAACCUGAAGAGCUUGUUUCUAAAGCUUCUAAAUUUAGGACAGCAUUAAUUUAGAACAGGAAGUGGGUUUCUUCGACUCGAAUGUGAUUUGCGACAGCGCUACGACGCUGUCGGUCUAAAUCGAGAAGCAGGCGAGAAUUAUAUUAAUAAGAAAGAAGAUUAUCUAUAAACUAACGGCAUGUCGUAAUUGGUCGACAAAUUUGAGGUGAUCGAAUAUGACAGCAAUAAUAAGCAAUUGAUGUUUAAAAGUAUACUGCUGAAUAUCGCUUUUCAUUCGUGACUCUGCUAUCGCCCAAGCGGGAGCUUUGAAUAACUAUCGAUAAAAUUUUUUAUCAAUUGAAUUUUAUACUCGUUUCGUAAUUAAAUGCAUUUUUAUAACUGCAAGGAUUAUACACGCGAAAAUAAAGCUGUGAAAAGAAGAUGCGCCGAUAAUGUACAUGAAAAUAUAUUAUACAUUGGCACAAA